Molecule: messenger RNA, 1773 nt
Organism: Eptesicus fuscus (big brown bat)
Lineage: Eukaryota; Metazoa; Chordata; Mammalia; Chiroptera; Vespertilionidae
Gene: SLC38A5
Product: solute carrier family 38 member 5
Exons: 16
Coding region: 35-1453 (472 amino acids)
Biological process (GO): glycine transport; L-glutamine transport; L-histidine transmembrane transport
Molecular function (GO): L-glutamine transmembrane transporter activity; glycine transmembrane transporter activity
Source: RefSeq, a predicted model, not a curated record
CCUGCGACUGGUGGAGUUGAGAAGAGCCGAAAGGAUGGAACUGCAGGACCCAAAGAUGAAUGGAGACCUUCCUGCGGGUGCUGUGGGCUACAGGCAGGAACGUGAGGGCUUCCUGCACAGCCAUAAUUCUGCUCCUGGGAGGAAGUCAGCUGAGUUCAUGGAUUUCGAGGGGAAGACAUCAUUUGGAAUGUCAGUGUUCAACCUCAGCAACGCCAUCAUGGGCAGCGGCAUCCUGGGGCUGGCCUAUGCCAUGGCCCACACAGGGGUCCUCUUCUUCUUGGCCCUGCUGCUGUGCAUUGCUCUUCUGUCUUCAUACUCCAUCCAUCUCCUGCUGACCUGUGCUGGUGUUGUAGGCAUCCGAGCAUAUGAGCAGCUGGGACAGAGGGCACUGGGGCCUGUGGGGAAGGUGGUGGUGGCCAUGGUCAUCUGUCUGCACAAUGUUGGGGCCAUGUCCAGUUACCUGUUCAUCAUCAAAUCCGAACUCCCCCUGGUUAUUGGCACCUUCCUGGAAAUGGACCCUAAGGGGAGCUGGUUCUUGAAUGGAAACCUUCUCAUCAUCAUGGUCAGUGUGUUAAUCAUCCUGCCACUGGCCCUCAUGAGACACUUGGGCUACCUUGGAUAUACCAGUGGUCUUUCUCUGACCUGCAUGCUGUUUUUUCUCAUUUCGGUCAUCUAUAAGAAGUUCCAUAUUAGCUGUGAUGUGGGCCACAAUGAGACAGCAGCAGAGAGUAAGAGCCCCCCAGUCCAUCCCAUCCAGGGGCUCAACAUAAGCUGUGAGGCCCAGAUGUUCACAGUGGACUCACAGAUGUUCUAUACAGUGCCCAUUAUGGCUUUUGCCUUUGUCUGCCACCCUGAGGUGCUGCCCAUCUACACGGAGCUCUGCCGGCCCUCCAAGCGCAGAAUGCAAGCUGUAGCCAACGUGUCCAUCGGUGCCAUGUUCUGCAUGUAUGCACUUACAGCCACCUUUGGAUACCUUACCUUCUACAGCAGUGUGGAGGCAGAGAUGCUACAAAUGUACAGCCAGAAGGACCUGCUCAUCCUCUGUGUGCGCCUGGCGGUGCUGCUUGCAGUCACUCUCACUGUGCCAGUUGUGUUAUUCCCUAUCCGCCGGGCCCUACAGCAGCUGCUCUUCCCAAGCAAAGCCUUCAGCUGGCCACGGCAUGUGGCCAUAGCCGUGAUUCUGCUCGUCUUGGUUAAUGUCCUUGUCAUCUACGUACCGACCAUCCGGGAUAUCUUUGGGGUUAUCGGGUCCACCUCAGCCCCCAGCCUCAUCUUCAUCCUUCCCAGUGUCUUCUACCUCCGUAUUGUACCCUCUGAGGUGGAGCCCCUCUCCUCGUGGCCCAAGAUCCAGGCUCUGUGUUUUGGUGUCUUGGGGGUCCUCUUCAUGGUGAUCAGUCUAGGCUUCAUGUUUUUCAACUGGGCCACAGGCCGGAGCCAUGUGUCUGGACACUGAUUGUGCCCUGUUCCAGCAAGAAUCCUGUGUGCAUGCAUCUCUGUGUGUGGAGGAAGAUGGGGCCACUCUACCAGGUCCCUCCUGUCUGGUGUGUGAAGGUGGCUGGUUCCCAUUAACAUGGCUGUCGGAAGUAGGUGGCCACAGAGACUGCAGAGUGGUCCACUGUCCUCCCCAGGGAUGCUGAGCUUGGAUCAUGGUCCUAAUCUCAACUCCACAGGAGCAGGAGGAGGCCAGGUCCUCAGAGAGCCCCUGCCCAGCCCAGUCCUUUUUGCCUCCUCCUGGUAGAAUCUGUCAGGAUUACACUCAAGUUAAAGGGGAAA